Salvelinus namaycush (lake trout) is the source of this 2217-nucleotide messenger RNA. Its product is annotated as low affinity vacuolar monovalent cation/H(+) antiporter-like. Bases 1 to 2217 code for a protein of 738 amino acids. The transcript is spliced from 20 exons. Gene Ontology annotation, molecular function: calcium:proton antiporter activity. The record is from RefSeq and is a predicted model, not a curated record. Gene Ontology annotation, cellular component: membrane; endomembrane system. NCBI's taxonomy places the organism in Eukaryota, Metazoa, Chordata, Actinopteri, Salmoniformes, Salmonidae. Gene Ontology annotation, biological process: calcium ion transmembrane transport; intracellular calcium ion homeostasis.
AUGUCCACGGCUGAAAGUUCAGAUACCCAAUGGGACCAUGACCCCAGGGUCUACCGCCGUACAUCCCAGUGUGACAGACUGUGUGUGGACAUUGGCAGCCAUGUGGCCGAGACCCCCUCCCCAGAUGUCUCCCACCAAUACACCCCCAAAUUCUUGUCUGCACACAAAGGAGGCACCACUCCUUGUCACUAUGGGGAAGAGGUUUGGCAGGAUGGCUCGAGCUUGAGGACCACCAUCCGAGCAGAGAAUGAAGUAGAGGCAAACAAACUGGCCAACAACUACAGGUUUGGCUUCAGAAAGUGGAAGAGUCACGUGACUGAGAGGCCCAUCGAGGACAGGUCGGACAUUGUGAGGGAGCUCUACUCAGAGCUGAACUUUGUCAGACCCCUUUCAGGUUCAUUGAUCACUUGUGGAAACAUAGCAUACUUGAUUUUAUUUGGAUGGUGGAUCUCUUUAGCCUACCUCUUGGUCUGUGUCCUAAUGUUUCUGACCAUCAUUGGAGUUCCUUAUGGGAAGCUGUGUUGGAAGUUAUCAUGCUACUUUCUGUGGCCAUUUGGGAAGUCCAUACUAAAGCCCAGAAGCCUGGUCAGGCGAUGCUGUGUGAAGUUCCCUCACUGCGAGGCCAUCCCAGAGGAAUCUGACUCAAAGGAGGUGAAGGAGUCUUCACCCCUGCUCAUGCCCCCUUCUGUCCCCAUCGAGGUCCCCCCACAACGGACGCGUUACUGGUGUCGUGUCAGUACCUAUGUGUGGUUGUUGCUAGGCUACCCUCUCCUGGGGCUGAUCCACGGCCUGGCCUGCUUCCUCUCCUGGAUCCUGGUCUUCACCAUCCCUGUGGCCAAGAUGAACGCCCGCACCCUGGCCAUCAUCCUCCUCAUGCCCCCCGAGGACGUCCACAUCCACCGGCUGAAAAAGCCGCAAGGGUGUGAGAGCCAAGUGCUUCUCUGUUGCUACCACGCUUUCAACUGGUACUACUACAAAUACACCUUGGACGGAAUCAAUGUGUUCGCUGUCAACCUGCUGCCCCUGGUCAUCACAACCCUGGUGGUCGGCUACGUGGACACAGAGAACCAGUUUGUCAGCUCGGAGGCCAAGUUCACCGCUGCCGUCAGCUCCAUCAUCCCACUGUCCUAUUACAUUGGCAUGGGCAUCGCCAGUAUCUCAGCCCAGAGUAACUUUGCGGUGGGAGCAGUAGUGAACGCCACGUUUGGCUCCAUCACAGAGAUGACCUUCUACAUCACUGCCCUGCUGAGGGGUCACAAGGCCGGCACCAAGUGCUAUGAGGAGAUCGUCAAGGCCGCUCUCACUGGAACCCUGCUGGGCUGUAUUCUCUUUAUCCCAGGUAUCAGCAUGAUCAUCGGGGGCUUUAAACACAGGGAGCAGAGGUUCAACAGCCGCUCUGCAGGGGUCAGCUCAGCCCUGCUCUUCAUAUCAGUAGGAGGUGUAUUUGCCCCAACCCUGUUCUCCAAGGCCUACGGUAGCCUGGUGUGUGCGGGCUGCUCCAGCUCUCCAGCCAACACCAGCAGGCCCUUUACCUGUAUGGACUGCCACUAUGACAUGAGUGGAAGUAACGAACCCCUAUAUCUCAGACACAUUGAGCCUCUGGUAUACACCAUCUCCGUGUUGCUGCCCUCCGCCUACCUGAUUGGCCUCAUCUUCACCCUGAAGACCCACUCCCACAUCUACGACAUCCAAGUCAGUGACGGGCACGACCACCACCAGGGUGGUCACGGCAUGGUCGUCCACUGGUCCAGGUUGAGGGCUCUGUCUGUGCUGAUCAUGGCCACGCUGCUAAUGGCUGCCUGUGCCGACCUCACCACGGAGCACAUCAAACCCAUCCUCGACCACUCCGCCAUCUCCCAGUAUUUCAUCGGCGUGACCGUGUUGGCGAUGGUGCCAGAAAUUCCUGAGAUCUUCAACGGAAUCCAGUUUGCCCUGCAGAAUAACAUCAGUCUCAGCUUGGAGGUGGGAAACUGCAUAGCAGUGCAAGUCUGCAUGAUUCAGAUUCCCUUACUCAUCUUGUUCAACACUUUUUAUGAUGUGGGAUUCAUGCUCCUGUUCAGUGACUUGCAUCUUUGGGCCAGCAUCUUUAGUGUGAUUGUGGUCAACUACAUUUUCAUGGAUGGCAAGUCUGACUACUUUCAGGGGACUGCUUUGGUGGUGGUUUACCUCAUUCUACUGGCGUUGUACUUUUUCGCCCCAUCACCCCGUGCCUGUUGA